Eremothecium sinecaudum is the source of this 1209-nucleotide messenger RNA. RefSeq names its product putative acyltransferase (gene CST26). Gene Ontology annotation, cellular component: endomembrane system. The record is from RefSeq and is a predicted model, not a curated record. The coding region runs from base 1 to 1209 and encodes 402 amino acids. NCBI's taxonomy places the organism in Eukaryota, Fungi, Ascomycota, Saccharomycetes, Saccharomycetales, Saccharomycetaceae. The transcript has a single exon. Gene Ontology annotation, molecular function: acyltransferase activity.
AUGCUAGCAAUUGGGGACCUUACGUCCCAGCUUCGCAAAUGUCUCCUUAGUAUAUUGGUCAUAUUCGUCUUUUUUGAAGGCUGUUUAACUAUAAUAGCAUAUCAGAUGUUUGUAAAUGCAAUAUGGCCAGCACAUACUCCUGAAAGGCAGAAACAUUUGGAUCGAACGAAGAAGAGCUUUAUUAUAUUACUGGUUACUAUUUUGGCUACUGUUGCUCCAUCUAAUAUUCGGAUUUGUACAGAUAACAAUACAAUUGCAAAAGGUACAUUUCGUAAAGAUGCUAAACUAGGAAGAAUUGUAUCAUCACUGAAGCAGAACUCUAUUAUAAUUAGCAACCAUCAGCUAUAUACAGAUUGGGUUUUUCUGUGGUGGUUGACCUACACCUCGGGUUUAGCUGGUAGUGUUAUCAUUAUGCUUAAGAAAUCACUAGAGUCGUUGCCGAUUUUAGGGUAUGGUAUGAAGAAUUAUGGGUUUAUAUUUAUGAACAGGAAGUGGUACCUAGAUAAAACUAAUCUUUCAGAUAGUCUAACGGGUUUGGAUAUGAAUGCAAGGGGGAUCGGUAAGUUGGCUGGUAAUUUUCCAACUAGGGCAGAGGAUGGUACGGAGAGGUAUAGGGUUAAGAAGUAUAAGGAAGGGCAAAUAAGGUGGCCAUACUCGUUAAUACUGUUCCCGGAAGGUACAAAUAUGAGUCCUAGCACUAGGGAGAAGACGAAGCAGUAUGCAGCAAAGGUAAACUGCAAACCACCAAAACAUGUGCUUCUUCCCCAUGUUACGGGGUUAAGGUUUGCGUUACAAAAGUUGGAAGGAAGUUGCGAUUGUGUUUAUGAUGUGACUGUAGGCUACUCGGGAGUCACUAGGGAUACAUAUGGUGAGAAGAUAUAUCAACUCAAUGAUGUUAUUUUAAAGGGCAAGGCCCCAAAGAUUGUUGACAUGUAUAUAAGGUCAUUUUCCCUUUCAGAUAUACCUUAUAAUAACGAGAAAGAAUUUGAUAAUUGGGUGCAUAGGGUAUGGGAAGAGAAGGACUUGCUAAUGGAGACUUAUUAUGAGCAUGGCUGCUUUAACUUAGAUCCUGAAUUGAAUCAUACGGUGAUGGGCAAGUGUGAAGCAGCUAGAAAUGAGGUGAUAGCACUUUUGAUAAUACCUGUGUUAGCCAGUUUCUUGACAUUAAUGGCACUGACAAAGCUGGCCCUUUUUUAUUUUGCAAAUUGA